Molecule: messenger RNA, 1346 nt
Organism: Manihot esculenta (cassava)
Lineage: Eukaryota; Viridiplantae; Streptophyta; Magnoliopsida; Malpighiales; Euphorbiaceae
Product: pre-mRNA-splicing factor SPF27 homolog
Exons: 7
Coding region: 98-865 (255 amino acids)
Biological process (GO): mRNA processing
Cellular component (GO): precatalytic spliceosome; catalytic step 2 spliceosome; Prp19 complex
Source: RefSeq, a predicted model, not a curated record
UGACCAACAAUAUUGUAAAAACUAAAACGUUUCGGCUGUCAGAAACGGAGCGUAAACCUGUUAGCGCUCUGUGCCACUCCAUCAAGAGUAACCACCAAUGGCGGCUACCGGCAACGGCGAAAUCCUUAUGCUGGACGCACCACCGGAGGCCUCUCGCCCUUGGUCGAGCUCAUCCAAUUCAGAAAUCGUGGACGCAUUACCCUACAUCGAUGAUGAUUAUGGAGAUCCCUCCGUCAAGGCAGAGGUUGAUCGCCUUGUUGAAGAAGAGAUGCGUAGGAGUUCGAAGAAACCUGCCGAUUUUUUGAAAGACUUGCCUUCUCCCCCAAAGUUCAAUUUCGAGAAUUAUCCAAUGCUUGCUAAAGAAUAUGAACGUGUGAGAGCUGGAAGGCCUCCAGUUACACUUGAUUUUUCACGAUAUGCUCACUUGGAUUUGCCUAUGGCUAAUAAGAUGAAUGAUGAAGCUGCUUGGAAGCAAGCACUACAGAGAGCACAGCGUUUGCUACAGCAUCAAGUGAUCAGGCUGGAAAAUUUAGACCUAAUAUCAAAAUAUGGUCCAAAUGUCUGGAUACAACACAACCGUCAAUUAGAAGUAAUGUUAUCCAGAAUGCAGAAGUUAGCUCAGGAACAAAAUGAAAAAAUUGAAGCUGUGAAUCGGGAAAGGAAAUAUCAUCAGCAAAAUACUGCAUAUGAGCUGAAUGCUUUAUCUAUGCAAUGGAAGGAGCUUUGUCUCAAAAAUAUAGAAAUCCAAGCUGCAUGUACUAAAAUAGAAAUGCAGAUAGAGGAAUUGAAGAAAGAAGCUGCUGAGAGAGGCUGGAACUUGGAAGCUAACAUAGAGAAUGGUUCUUUAUUACAUUCAGCUCAAUGAGACUGCAUAAACUGUUUUGGAAAAGUUGAAUUCCAUUCCUGAAGGCAAAGAUGCUUGUCGGUACUCAAAGUUGCUGGCUCAUGCACUGUAGACACUGUUCUUUGUGAGCCCCUGGUUGUACAAUUAAGAUUAAUGCCUCUUCUGGCUUAAGAAUCCUUGUUGUACUUGAUGCAUGUUCUUCCUGUGGAUCAUGGAGUGAAGAGUUCCAAUUAGAUCUGGCUCUUCCUGCUCUUCGCAAAAUUAUAAACUUUGGAUUUAGAUUUGGUUCAAAACUUUUUUCAUAUACCUCUUUCUAACAAUGAAAUUGUGAUGCAGGGAGAUGUGACAUCAUAUGCUUGAAAAAAAAAAUUGCAUGAAUUUCCCCAUGGACAAUAGGAAUGAGUAUGCUGAAGCAGUGUUGUAUUGUAGAUCUGAAAGAGAAUUUGAACUCAAAUCUCCAUGUUAAUCUAUUCAGGUUAAGUGUAUGUGGAUUGAUUUUCAG